UCAGGUCCGGUGUCGGUAGGGCUGGCAGCGGCAGGAUGAGGACUCUGGGGAGGGAAAAAAAAAAACAAUAAAAAAACCCCUCGAGCUAAUCCUUUGAAGAGUAGAGGUGCGGACAGCGCGGCAGCGCUGCGUCGCGUCUGCGUGCUCCCUGUUGUGGUUCUCGCAAGCUUCCAGAGACCCGCAGCCUUCGGGUCACGCCUCGACGGCUGCAGAGCGUUGUUACCUCGUGGAGUUUUUGGCGAUGUGAAAUUACAGUUCGCACCCUGCAGGCACUAGUUGAUACGAGCUCCGUUGUCCUCAUUCUUCCGGAACAAUAUGAGAGCAGAGCUGUUGCUCCUCUUGAGAUUCCUUUUUCCUCGCUCGUCUCUUGAGUCUACUCACAAGAUUUUUGCAUGCCUAUAGAAAAUAUUUAAACCCUUCUGACACUUGCAUGACACGUAAAAGUUAUUACCUAGGUGUUGACCUGAUUCUUGGUGAUAAGCCUGUGUUGUUCACUUCAUGUUUCUUCACAGGAGAUAAACCAGGAUCAGAUCAGAGGGUGUUUUUUAAGAAACCUGAUAGCUCUCUGAAAGAAGUGAUAAAACUGUAGAUAAAGGAGACUUAAUUAGCAAAGCUUACAGUUUUCCAAAAGUCUUUAGCAGGUGUCUCUGUACUACGAAGUCAAGAACAGUUUUGUUUUUUUUAAAUGAAAAAUAACUAAAAUGCUUCCAUAAAUGCUUGUAUCUGUGCUAACUCUGUACCCUAAAAAAUGAUCGUUACUUGGAAGUGUUUAUCUUCUUUCUGUUGUGAGAUUUGCUCUUGGUGACACUGAGAAGCAAUUUAGAAAGAGUUAAAGUUUUCUUUUUUUCCUGUUUAUAGUAUUUAUAUUUAAUCACUUUAGAAAGUACAUGUGUCAGUGAAUAAUACUUGUGUUAAUUGCUCUACUGAUUUGUUUGGUGGUUUGCUGUAACUACCUUGUUCUUCUAAGCUACUCUUUGCCAGGGCUGUCAUCAGGAGUGUAUUCAGGGAGCAUCUUUCAGGCCUAGCUUCAGUAAAUUUUCAGUUGUUCUUGUUGCACAUUGUAUUAGUAAGAAUACAAAAGCAAUGGUAUUUUUGUUUUUCUGCAGCAUCUAGGGAAGAAAACAUUGGAGAGUCAGUGUGGAUGGUAUUCUGAAAAGUCAGUUCGAGGUGUAGUGAAAGUCAAAAAGCAAUUAGACUGAUAGAAAUUACCAGGUAAAGAAUGCAGUGCAGAAUAACAGACCGUGUCAGGCCACGGUAUAAAUCCUUGCCUUGUCCAGACUUGAGUCCUCUGUGCAGUUCUGGACUUUCCCAUGGGUAAUGUACUAUACUCAGUUUAGGAUAAUUGGGGAGGCGGAGGAAAAGCAAUAGAGAUGAUUGUAGAUCUGAAAUAGCCUUGAUAUAAGGAGAGUAAGAGCAUCCUAUACUGACUUAUUAGUGGCAGCAUAGCUGAAGGGGUUGCUAUGAUUCUCUCUUGCUUGUGCUAGUACUCACAUGAUUGUACAGAUAGGUGGGUCAGUUGGCCUUUGACCAAAAUAUUACCAUGACCAAGCUGAUUUUCAGAGGGGGGUGGGAACUGCAACUUUGAGCAGGAGGGGUGGCAAAACUGAUGCACUUUGGGUGCUAGAAUUGUUUAGGGACAACUUGAGCAUCAUAGCAGAGGGAGGAAUGAGAGGGUGGGUGCACUACAAGUCUGUACAGUCAUGAGUGGCGUGGAGGAGUUGAUUACCCCCAGAGCCAUGCAAAGCUGGAGACCGGGAGAAUACUCAGGAUUUGGGUGUCAGCUUAACCUCUAUAGAAACUGAAUGCCAUCUUGUUUCUCCCCAACCCCAAAAGAAGAGGGGAAGAUGUUGUGAGGGCAGAGAAUAAAAAAGUAAAGAUAUCCUUGAUUUACAGAAGGCAUCCCAAAAUGUUGUGUCGAGCUGCUCUGAGCCCUCUUGUCCGUUCCCCUGGAUGGUGCUUUGUGUUAUCGCCACAUGCCAUCGCAGCCAUUUCCCGUUUAUAUCUCCCUUGCCAUAACCAAAGAUUAAGGAAUGAAUCCAUCCGCUGUUGGAGCAACAUCCCAUUUAUCACCAUGCCACUCAGCCGUGCACAUGGAAAAUCGUUUGCGCACCGCAGCGAGCUGAAGCACGCAAAGCGGAUCGUAGUGAAGCUGGGUAGUGCUGUUGUGACUCGAGGGGACGAGUGCGGCUUGGCCCUUGGGAGGCUGGCAUCUAUUGUAGAGCAGGUGUCAAUGCUUCAAAAUCAGGGCCGGGAAAUGAUGAUUGUCACCAGUGGUGCUGUAGCUUUCGGAAAGCAGCGCCUACGCCAUGAGAUCUUGCUUUCUCAGAGUGUGAGGCAAGCGCUUCAUUCAGGCCAGAAUCAGCUAAAAGAUAUGGCUAUCCCGGUCUUGGAGGCCCGAGCCUGUGCAGCAGCUGGCCAGAGUGGACUAAUGGCUCUGUAUGAGGCCAUGUUUACGCAGUACAGCAUCUGUGCAGCUCAAAUUUUAGUCACCAACCUGGAUUUCCAUGAUGAGCAGAAGCGUCGGAACUUAAAUGGAACAUUGCAUGAGCUUUUAAGAAUGAAUAUAGUCCCUAUAAUUAACACUAAUGAUGCAGUUGUUCCACCUCCGGAGCCGAACAGUGAUCUGCAGGGGGUAAAUGUGAUUAGUGUGAAGGAUAAUGACAGUCUGGCAGCACGGCUGGCUGUGGAAAUGAAAACUGAUCUUCUGAUUGUCCUCUCAGACGUAGAAGGACUCUUUGACAGCCCUCCAGGAUCUGAUGAUGCAAAGCUCAUUGACAUAUUCUACCCAGGAGACCAGCAGUCUGUAACAUUUGGAACCAAAUCCCGUGUGGGAAUGGGAGGCAUGGAAGCCAAGGUGAAAGCAGCUCUGUGGGCCCUCCAGGGAGGCACCUCUGUGGUGAUUGCAAAUGGAACCCACCCCAAGAUCUCAGGUCAUGUCAUCACAGAUAUUGUGGAAGGGAAAAAAGUUGGAACUUUUUUUUCAGAGGUAAAACCUGCAGGUCCUACAGUAGAGCAGCAGGGUGAAAUGGCUCGAGCUGGUGGCAGGACCCUGGCGGCUCUACAGCCUGAGCAGAGAGCAGAGAUUAUUUAUCGCCUUGCUGAUUUACUAACUGACCAGAGAGAAGAAAUUCUCUUGGCAAACAAAAAGGACUUAGAAGAGGCUGAAAAUAAAGGGAGAUUGGCACUUCCUUUGUUGAAACGUCUAAGUCUGUCUACGUCAAAGCUGAACAGCUUGGCUAUUGGUCUGCGUCAGAUUGCAGCAUCCUCACAGGACAGCGUUGGCCGUGUAAUUCGACGAACACGAAUAGCAAAAGACCUGGAGUUGGAGCAGGUGACAGUACCUAUUGGCGUCCUUCUCGUGAUCUUUGAGUCCCGUCCUGACUGUCUUCCACAGGUGUCUGCUUUGGCUGUAGCCAGUGGAAAUGGCUUACUACUGAAAGGAGGGAAAGAGGCAGCACACAGCAAUCAAAUCCUUCAUCAUCUAACACAGGAAGCACUCUCCAUUCAUGGAGUAAAAGAUGCAGUGCAACUAGUGAACACAAGAGAGGAAGUAGAAGAUCUCUGCCGUUUGGAUAAGCUGAUAGAUCUAAUCAUUCCACGUGGUUCAUCACAGCUAGUCAGGAAUAUCCAGAAAUCUGCUAAGGGAAUCCCUGUGAUGGGACACAGCGAAGGGAUCUGUCAUGUGUACGUGGACACGGAUGCCAGCGUUGAGAAGGUCACACGCAUAAUCAGAGACUCAAAGUGUGAAUAUCCUGCUGCCUGUAAUGCUCUGGAAACUCUCUUAAUUCAUCGAGACUUGCUGAGAACCCCGUUGUUUGAUCAGAUCAUAGACAUGUUGAGAGUAGAACAGGUGAAGAUUCACGCUGGCCCAAAGUUUGCAUCCUACUUGACAUUCAGCCCUUCAGAAGUGAAAUCUCUCCGCACGGAAUAUGGGGACCUGGAGUGCUGCAUUGAGGUGGUGGACAGCGUCCAAGAGGCUGUUGAACAUAUCCACAAGUACGGAAGUUCUCACACGGAUGUUAUCAUCACAGAGAAUGAGAAAACAGCAGAGUUCUUCCUUCAGCAUGUGGACAGUGCUUGUGUUUUCUGGAAUGCCAGUACCCGAUUCUCUGACGGCUAUAGAUUUGGACUUGGUGCUGAAGUGGGAAUUAGUACUUCUCGUAUCCAUGCACGUGGACCAGUGGGAAUUGAAGGACUCUUAACAACAAAGUGGUUGCUGAGGGGUGACAAUCAUGUUGUUUCUGACUUCUCAGAGCAUGGCAGCAUGAAGUAUCUUCAUGAGACCCUCCCUCUUCCUCAGAGAAAUACCAAUUAA
Molecule: messenger RNA, 4315 nt
Organism: Athene cunicularia (burrowing owl)
Lineage: Eukaryota; Metazoa; Chordata; Aves; Strigiformes; Strigidae
Gene: ALDH18A1
Product: aldehyde dehydrogenase 18 family member A1
Exons: 19
Coding region: 1907-4315 (802 amino acids)
Cellular component (GO): mitochondrion; cytoplasm
Molecular function (GO): glutamate-5-semialdehyde dehydrogenase (NADP+) activity; glutamate 5-kinase activity; ATP binding
Source: RefSeq, a predicted model, not a curated record